AAUGUUCAUCUCUUAACUUGGCCCGCCCAUUAUCAUCAAAAUUUCAGAAGCUACAAAACCAAUUCAAAGCCCCUCUAUCUCUCCCCGCGUCUAUAAUCUCAAAUCCUCGCGGAUUUAAUCCAAAAACAGCAUCAACAAACCAAUUUUCCCUUGAAAGAGAGGGAAAUACUUGACCCGACCCGACUUUGACAGGAAGAUAUGGCGGCGUACAGAGCAGACGAUGAUUACGACUAUCUAUUCAAGGUGGUGUUAAUCGGCGACUCUGGAGUCGGGAAAUCGAAUCUACUCUCUCGAUUCACUCGAAACGAGUUCAGUCUCGAAUCCAAAUCUACUAUUGGCGUUGAAUUUGCCACCCGUAGCAUUCGCGUCGAUGACAAGAUCGUGAAGGCUCAGAUUUGGGAUACCGCCGGCCAAGAAAGGUACCGGGCGAUCACGAGUGCAUACUACAGAGGAGCUGUUGGUGCAUUGCUAGUUUAUGAUGUAACAAGACAUGUGACUUUUGAGAAUGUGGAACGAUGGUUGAAGGAGCUACGAGGUCACACAGAUGCUAAUAUAGUGAUUAUGCUUGUGGGUAACAAGGCAGAUCUACGUCACUUGCGUGCUGUUUCUACUGAGGAUGCCAAGGCCUUUGCAGAGAGGGAGAAAACAUUCUUUAUGGAAACAUCUGCCCUUGAGUCUAUGAAUGUUGAGAAUGCUUUCACCGAAGUGCUGACUCAAAUAUAUCAUGUGGUGAGCCGGAAAGCACUUGAUAUAGGGGAUGAUCCAGCAGCCUUGCCCAAAGGACAAACUAUCAAUGUUAAGGAUGAUGUUUCGGCGGUUAAGAAAGUUGGUUGCUGCACUGUUUAAAUCCGGGAUUGAGGAGGUGGAAAAAUAAUAUCUUUACAAAUAUAAACUUCAAGAAUUUCACUUGAUAAGACACAGCACCUCUUGCAACUCAGCCAUUACAAUCGUAAGUCUGAUGCUGAAGAUCUUAAGAGAUUUCUCUGGAAUCCAAAGAAAAGGUCUUUAAUCUUUCAUAUUCCUUUUCUUGCUUUUUUAGUUGAUGAGUUCUUUGAUAGUUACUUGAGGUUUUCAACUUUCCCUCUUGUGUAUUGUUUUCUUUCUUAGCUGAUGUAGCUUCUGUUGUAUUUGGAUGCCGUAGCAUAGACAUUUUCAGAAAAUUUUAAUUCUGUAAUUGAUUUUGAUUUGCAUUCCUUUUGUUUAUGCAUAACUUCCAAUGAGAAUAGUUGUCAUUGAGAUUCAAAAUUAAUCUGAAAA
Messenger RNA from Jatropha curcas, 1257 nucleotides. RefSeq names its product RAB GTPase homolog A1G (gene RABA1G). NCBI's taxonomy places the organism in Eukaryota, Viridiplantae, Streptophyta, Magnoliopsida, Malpighiales, Euphorbiaceae. The record is from RefSeq and is a predicted model, not a curated record. Gene Ontology annotation, molecular function: GTPase activity; GTP binding.